Molecule: messenger RNA, 2391 nt
Organism: Suillus bovinus
Lineage: Eukaryota; Fungi; Basidiomycota; Agaricomycetes; Boletales; Suillaceae
Exons: 3
Coding region: 1-2391 (796 amino acids)
Source: RefSeq, a predicted model, not a curated record
AUGGCGCCCAUGGUGACUCCCAAGCUCCGCGUAUUCACGCAUGAAGGGCGAAUUUUUAUGUCCUUAAAUGCAUCCUUUCUUCCAGCCACGAUCCCUCCUAUCCCUCGACCUUGGAAUCCUGCACUCGAAUUCGAUUCUUCGCCCGAUAACAUCAAAGACGCUCUGACCACCCAGUGGGCUUACGAGACUCGCCCAUGGUUUCCCCUCAUCGCAACAAGCCCUGAUUUUAGUGGAGCUGUCUUUGCAUGUCUCAACCAUUCACUGUACUCUUUGCCCGUAGAGUCCACACCCGAUGGCCACUAUAUGUUGCGUGGAGACGUUCGGCGAGAAUGGGAGAGCCUAGAGCAAAAGUUACUGUGGUGUUUGCAACAGUUAGCAGUGAACAUGCACUUUCCUUGGUAUGGCCAAGCUCCAAGACCUCCCAAAGACUAUGGAUACCUGAGGUCCCAUACUGAUGCAAGGCUUGCAAAGAAGGUCGCCCUGAGAUCUCGCGAUGCAUUUUUAGGGAUCUCAGCUCUUUGCACGUAUUUCAUUAUGGCUCGCCGGUAUCGACCUCAUAAUAAUUCUGCCUCCUGGACUUCCCUCCUAACAAAUGACCCUCGAUGUCCUAUCCUAUCUGCAUGGGUGAUGGAACUUUCUCGUACAUUUGUCGGGGAUCUUACAGAUGCCGUACCAUGCAAUGGUAUGAUCAUUAAUGGCGCUUAUAGUCUGGCCUGGGACACGGACGUGAUCAUGUUUGAGCACUAUAAAGUUCCGAUCUGGGUGCAUUGGCCUCCUGGUGUUUCCGGCAAUAGGAUAUGGAAGCUCUAUUGCCCCUCAGCAGACGAUCUCACUAGAGCAACUAGCGCUACCUCAAGCGAACUGCAGAACAACGACGCUUGGGGCAUUCAGUCCCAUUCUCAUUCUUGGCUUGCCCAGCCCAAUGACAUAUGUGACCCUGAGUCGAGCCAGCCAGCACCGUUGUCCACUCAACCUCAACAAGACCUCUCUCGUUUUCCCCUUCCCCAUAAAAAUAGUGGGCAGAGACAUGGCGAAGAUUGGCAGGCGUUUUUUGCUCGCAAAGCCUUGCAGAACGCGAAGAAGGAGGAGAAGGAGACCCCAUCUGAACGACAGGCUCGUCUGAGUCAUCAACGUUCGGCCGAGAAUCACAGCCUUCCUGGCAAGUCCAGUAGGAUGUGGGUGUUCGAAUGGCAACCCCAAGACGAUUAUAAUGAUUUCAUGUUGCGCACUCACAUCACGAAGGCUAGGGUUGAGGAGGUCUGGGGAGACUACAAUAAGUUCACCAGGGUCUUUGAUUCUUUUUCCAAUCAAUGGGACUUGUGUCUCGCACUCAACCCCACUAGCAUCCCUGAUGGUGAUGAUCGCGAGGAUGACGAUGAUAUCAUGCCUUCUCUCCCCGUAGCUUCCCCUUCCGAGGUUCCGCCUCCACCCCCUUCCAGUUUUGCCAAUGAUAUAUACACAUACUUCGGGAGCGGUGUUUCACUUUCUUCAAGACAUACACACAUCGAAGGAUUCGUUCCUGUAUUGCAUUAUUACUUCGGAUAUCGAAGCACUGCCCCUACCUCUGCUCCCACCAUAUCAUUCCUACCAGCGAAUGAGUGGAUUAAAACGGCCAAAUGGGAUCAGCUUCGCAAACUUCUUGGUGAUUCAUCGGCAGAAACGGGUUCGAUCACGGAGCCACAACGUCAAUGCAUCACGAAGUUCAUUGCAUGUUUUGUCAACAUGAAAGAGUCUGACUUGAACACAAUCCCACCUGACCUUUGGGAUCUUGGACCCCUCCCAUCUCUACAAAUUUCACAUCCUUAUAUUCGUAUCUCGCGUGUGCAGCUGUCGCAAUGUCGGUAUUAUAUUAUCGAGCCCCGCAAGUCCCCAAAUCUUGUAUUCUGGACUCUGGCUGUCCUCAACCCCAUCACUGCUGUUAUGUGUUUGCGCCGUGAUUGGGGCUCAGACAUGAGGCAGAUUGCCUUAACUUUGCUUCAAAGAGGCAUUGGAUUCAGGACCUUACAGAACAUGAGUGUCGCGCCCCACUAUUGUUGCCCCCUUUCUGAACUUCGUACCUACACGUUAGGGCAUCGACAGCCCCCUUUCAAUCCCCUAUACGCUGAUUAUAUCAUAUAUGAGCAGCUCCGCCACGAGUUCAUGAAUCGUCCCCAGGCGAGGGCUGCAUUCCUGCAUGGAGGACUCAUAUGGCGUUUGGCCUUGCACAGCCUUGGUUUCAACCACCUUCCGUCUGUCCUCGACGGUAUUUCAACAGAAGCUGUUCCAUUUGGCAAGCAAUUGAUUGGCGAUGGCGAUCAGACUUACUAUGAUGAUGGGUUGUCAGAGGAGGAAAUUGAUUUCAUGUGUGGAACGUACUACAUAGACCACCGUGAUGGUCCAGAGAUAGUUUGA